AUGGACGAAGGGAAAACGAAUCACGAAGGUCGCUCUCGACUGUACAAGUCAAAUGGUUUUCAUGACGAUUUUCGAAGAAAACGGCGUGAUGACGGAAUUCAAAUACGAAAACAAAAACGGAUGGACAUCUUCGAGAAUCGGAGGAAAAUUUCACAAAAUUUCGCUGAUAAUGACGAGCAAGCCAAUCCAAUGAUCAUUGAAAUUAUGAAUAUGCUAAAAUGCGGGGAUAAACAACGAGAAACCGCUUCAAUCAAGGAAAUGGCGACCAAAAUGGGUAUUAAUGAAAUUUCCUUAAAAGAUUUGUGUGGGAGUGACGUUCUUUCUACAUUGGCUGAAAUGUUUUGUAAUCGGCCAAAGGAUGAUCCAAUGCGAUCAAUCAUUGUAGAUUUUUUCCAAUUUUGUUCCAGAAAUGCAAAUGAUGGGGCACCAUUGGAUCAUCUUGCCAUUGAAUCGCUCUGCAUGAUGCUAUUAAGUGAUAAAUUGAAGAGAUGUUUAAUGUGGACCGUCACUCAUCUAAUUCACAACCUACAUGAAUACAGUCCCCACGUUGAAGAGGUCUCUCCACUAAUUGAAAUUAUCUCGUCUGGUAUGCAAGCCGUCAAUAGAUCUUUGCAAAAUGACGCAGCUCGUGCUUGCGCGCUUCUGAUUGAAUGGCCGGAAAUUUGGGAUGAAAUCCAUACAAGCAAUCUGCUUCCAUUGCUGGUCGGCUCAUUAGCUUCAACGCAAAGGGAUAAUCAAUUCACUAUUCUGCGGGCAAUCGACUUUAUAACGCAAACGACUCCAAAAUUCACGAGGGUAUUGAUUGACGCUGGACUUCUUGAAAAUUUCAUGCAUUUGAUUAACUGUCGCGGAUUAUCCAGAGAUAUUUGCUUCAUUUUGUCUAAUCUUGCCGCUGAAGGGGAGGGAAUUAUCGAUAUGAUGAUUACAACAAACCUCCUCAGAAGUGUAGCUGCCUUCACAUUAUCACACUGUUGCCAAUCUGCCAAAAGAAGUCAUAUCGCGUAUAUUUUGGAAAUUGAUGCCCUGCCGCCAUUCACUGAUAUGCUUACAUGUAUGGAUGCUGAGCUUGUUCUUUAUAUUCUCGAUGCUAUAGAAGCGCUGUUACAGUAUGGUGAACAUAAUUUAGUCCCAGAAUCCACUAAUCCUGUGUCAGUUCAACUUGAAGAGAUUGGAUGUCGCGAAAAGCUUGAAUUUUUGUCGCAAAGCCAAAAUAUGGAGAUUCAUAUUAAAGCUUACGCGAUUUUGGAGAGGAUUUCAAUUUAUGAUGUCAAUGAUAAACCAAUUAGUCUUUGCGAAGCCUUAGUGAAAGACGCGUACUCAGCAUUCACCGGACGCCGACCAUAA
Caenorhabditis bovis is the source of this 1344-nucleotide messenger RNA. The record is from the annotation of a GenBank genome assembly. Lineage: Eukaryota; Metazoa; Nematoda; Chromadorea; Rhabditida; Rhabditidae.